AUGCAUUCCUCUCCUUCGGUCCCUCAUGGGACAGAAACGUUGCACCGGCAGGCUGGGCGGCGAGGGAAGCCGGGCACCGCAGCGCUUGCCACCCGGGCCGCGGGCUGUCACUCGCCGGUGUCGCCCCGCUCCAUCCCCACGGGGGACAGCCCGGCUGGCGGCGGGCACAGGCCGGCCCGAAACACGGUGACACCCCACUGCACCCAAAUAAUGGGUUGUAACCGGUUCUUCCUCCCCUCCAUCUCCUCUUCCUCCCCCUCCCCUUCGCCCUCCGUCUCCCGCAUCUCGUUCCCAGGUUGUAAAAUCAAAGCUCUGCGGGCAAAGACCAACACCUACAUCAAGACCCCGGUUCGCGGGGAGGAGCCGCUCUUUGUUGUGACGGGCAGAAAGGAAGAUGUGGCUAUGGCCCGCAGGGAGAUCAUCUCGGCAGCCGAGCACUUCUCCAUGAUCCGAGCCUCACGGAACAAGAACACGGCCCUGAACGGCACCGUUCCCGGCCCUCCGAACCUGCCCGGCCAAACCACCAUCCAGGUGCGGGUGCCUUAUCGCGUGGUGGGCUUGGUCGUGGGGCCCAAGGGGGCCACCAUCAAGCGCAUCCAGCAGCAGACGCACACCUACAUCGUGACCCCGAGCCGGGACAAGGAGCCGGUCUUCGAGGUGACGGGCAUGCCCGAGAACGUGGACCGGGCCCGGGAGGAGAUCGAGGCGCACAUCGCCAUGCGCACCGGCGGCAUCAUCGAGCUGACGGACGAGAACGACUUCCACGCCAACGGCACGGACGUGGGCUUCGAGCUGAACGGCACGGGCAGCCUGUGGAGCAAGCCCUGGUAUGGCAGACGGAGCAGCCGCAGUCCCUGUAACGACCAGCGCCUGUGCAGCACCUCGACAGAUGCCCUGACCUGGGUGGUGUGGUGGGGCUCGGCUGCGAGUCCCUCGUUAAAAGUAACCGGCUUCGUCAUCUGUGGACUUAUCUUGAUCAAAAACCCACUCCGGCAGAAAAUGUCCUCAAUCUUUGGAGUCACAUGGUUCUUGGAAAGCUCUCUCUUGGCUGUGCAGGAGGUCAGUCUUUUAAGGAGAGAGUCUGUGCACAAACGUGCAGCACUGCUAAUGAGAGGAAUUCCACACGUCUCCUCCGUGCCACAAGCUCUGUGUCCAUCCUGCCGAGUGCUGCCUCUAAAGCCGUUUGGUAUUAGAUGUUCUGAUGGAUGCUGGGCUGUUACGGAGCUGGCGCAGCAAAACACUGUAACUCUCGCUACAGAGAUGGCUUCCAGAAGGUAG
Charadrius vociferus (killdeer) is the source of this 1278-nucleotide messenger RNA. RefSeq names its product mex-3 RNA binding family member B (gene MEX3B). The record is from RefSeq and is a predicted model, not a curated record. Gene Ontology annotation, molecular function: RNA binding. The transcript has 4 exons. NCBI's taxonomy places the organism in Eukaryota, Metazoa, Chordata, Aves, Charadriiformes, Charadriidae. Bases 1 to 1278 code for a protein of 425 amino acids.